This is a messenger RNA of Cicer arietinum (chickpea), 1319 nucleotides long. The record is from RefSeq and is a predicted model, not a curated record. Lineage: Eukaryota; Viridiplantae; Streptophyta; Magnoliopsida; Fabales; Fabaceae.
AUGUUGUCUCUCUCAGACCUGCAAUUGUUGAGACGAAUUGACAGGAAAUCGGCCAAUGCUGAUGUGGUAAUGUAUAGCACUAUCAUUGAUAGUUUGUGUAAAGAUAAAUCUAUAAACGAUGCCUACGAGUUGUAUAUUGAGAUGAUUGCAAAGAGAAUUUCUCCUAAUGUUAUCACUUUCAAUAAUCUAAUAUACGGAUUUUGUAUUGUUGGUCAAUUGAAAGAAGCAUUUGGUUUGUUUCAUGAAAUGGUAUUGAAAAACAUCAACCCAGAUGUUUGUACUUUUACUAUAUUGGUUGAUUCCUUAUGCAAGGAAGGUAAGGUGAAAGAAGCUAUGAAUGUGUUGGCUAUGAUGAUAAAAGAUGGUAUAAAACUAGAUGUUGUAACUUACGGUGCUUUGAUGGAUGGGUAUUGCUUAGUUAACCAAGUGAACAAGGCCAUAAAUAUAUUCAACACUAUGGUGCACAAGGGAGUGGUGCCGAGUGUUUGGUGCUACAAUAUCAUUAUUAAUGGAUUGUGCAAGAAUAAAAUGGUGGAUGAAGCCACGAACUUCUUUAAAGAAAUGCAUAACAAGAUGAUUGUUCAUGAUGUGGUAACUUAUAGUACCCUUAUUGAUGGUUUGUUUAAAUCGGGGAAAAUCUCUUAUGCGUGGGAACUUGUUGAUGAGAUGCAUCGUAUAGGUCUGCAGGUUGAUGUAAUCACUUAUUAUUCUCUAUUACAUGCUUUGUGCAAAAAGAAUCAUCUUUACCAGGCAAUUGCAUUGGUUAUGAAAAUGAAAGACCAAGAUAUUCAGCCAAAUAUGUUCACAUACAAUAUAUUGAUUGAUGGACUAUGCAAAGGUGGAAGGCUUAAGAACGCACAAGUGAUUUUUCAGGAGCUUUUGUCUAAAGGCUAUCAUCUAACUGUUUGGACUUAUAAUGCUAUGAUAAAUGGGCUUUGUCAGGAGGGCUUGUUUGAUGAAGCACUUGCCUUGUUAUCAAGAAUGGAAGACAGUGGUUGCAUUCCUGAUGUUGUAAGUUAUGAAACAAUUGUCAAUUAUCUUUUUCAAAAAGGUGAGAGAGAUAAGGCAAAGAACCUUCUACGUGAAAUGAUUGUUAAAGGUCUACUAUAAGAGUAAAACUGGGUAACAUACUUUCUAGUUAUACAUUGUUUUUUUCAACAUGUAAUCACUCUUGUUAAUUUUAGAGUAGACGAACAAUGGUGCAUCUUCCUCUGUGAAAAUAGAGGGGAGAGUAACUUCUCAAGUUAAGUGAAUUGUGGACUUUAUCCUGGCAGUAAUAAGUACCUCAUGAAAUUCAAUUCUUCGUAUAUAUUUCUAUA